Molecule: messenger RNA, 3151 nt
Organism: Alligator mississippiensis (American alligator)
Lineage: Eukaryota; Metazoa; Chordata; Crocodylia; Alligatoridae
Gene: URM1
Product: ubiquitin related modifier 1
Exons: 5
Coding region: 64-369 (101 amino acids)
Biological process (GO): tRNA thio-modification; protein urmylation
Cellular component (GO): cytoplasm; nucleus
Molecular function (GO): protein tag activity
Source: RefSeq, a predicted model, not a curated record
CUGCUUCCGCGGCGGGGCAGAGGUGUACUUCCGGGGCGGGGAGCCCUUUUCCCCCUCCCCAAGAUGGCGGCGCCCGUGUCUCUGCUGGUGGAGUUCGGAGGUGGUGCAGAACUCUUGUUUGAUGGCAUUAAGAAACAUCAAGUGACUUUGCCGUGUCAGCAAGAGCCUUGGGACAUCAGAAAUCUGCUAAAGUGGAUCAAACAAAAUCUGUUGAAAGAGAGACCAGAAUUAUUUAUUCAAGGGGACACUGUGCGACCAGGAAUUUUGGUGCUCAUCAAUGAUGCAGACUGGGAGCUAAUGGGUGAGCUGGAUUACAAACUCCAGGACCAGGAUAACGUGGUCUUCAUCUCAACAUUACAUGGUGGUUAAAUUCCUGGAAAAUGUGAGGACAUAAAACAAGAACCAGUGGGGCAAAACACCUGAGCUUCUUGAACUGUUCAUGCCUAGCUUCCAAGUCAUGUCAGCUCAUUUACAGCGUGUUCUUAGUCAUGUUAAUAAAACCCAUGCCAGUAUGUGGCCCUGUGUGCACUUAAGUGGCAGCUGCCCUGUGGUUCUCUGGUAAUCUCUCUUGAUGCUGCAAUCCUAAAGGAUGAGAGAGCACCUACAGCCUUUGUUGACUUGAUUUCUCAUUCUCUGAAGGGGAAAAUAUAGUUUCUUGGAGUACACGGGGGAUGAUGCCUCUAUCCUGGAGGCAGAAGCUUAAGGGAAUCAUGGCUAUGCUUCAGGACAAGGCUGUAUAGACCUUGUUUUGACUGCAGUAGCUGCUGCUGCUUGUACUGUUCUUACGUGGUAGAGUGCCUUUUAUACAAACUGUAUCCCAAAAUACUUUGCAGAGUUAGUAGGCAAAGCUGAAAGGGAACAUGAAGUACAGAGAAGCAGGGAGAUGAUUUGGGGUGAAACUUUGCAUGAGGUUGAGAGUUGAUGGAAAUGUACACUGAGUGGGGGGCGGUGGAAGGGGGCUGGUGCUCAUCUCCUUUGCCACUCUUUGCAGAGUGUAUGCGAGUCUGUUUUAAUUCUGUAAUGCACCUGAGAAAAAGGAGUGUAGAGUGCUGCCAAAUGAGAAUGGAAGCCUUUUAUACCUACUUUUCCUCAUGCCUUCUGUGGCUGUUUGCAUCAGUGCUUCAGAAAAUAAUAGGACUCUGCCUGGCAGGUCAGGUGCAGCAGAGCACAUUGCUGCUGAGAUGGGAGGGAAAAGUGCAAGAACUAAAAUGAAUUAUUGGAUAACGAAUUCAGCUUUUAGUGUGUGUGUUUGUGUUGUGGGGAUAGCUUCUAAAGAGCUGGAAACCCAGAGAUUCUGCAGAGUGCCAGCCAUCUGGGCUUUUUAAUCUGAAAAGUAGCAGCUCUUUGCAGCAGGUCUUGAUCAGUCUGUGCAAGUGAAGCAGAGUUGAUACAGUGGAGUUGUAUCAUAUGCGCAUUUAACUUGCGUAAAUUCAACUAUACGUGCUCGGCAAAAAAAAGAGAAAAAUAACUAUUUAAAUAGUGCAGGCGAUUCCGCCCGCCAUUCCACUCAAUGAGUUAAAUGAGUUCCCACCUCUCAUAGUGUGAGCAUCUCGCCGUGCUGAGUGUGAUUCUAGCAUUUAAAGAUACGUAUUUUUUGGGUUUUUUUUUAAGAUAUGUAUUUUACAUAUUUUUUUAAACUAUACACAAUUUUUGCCUUACGCGCUGACUUCAGAACCUAACCCCCAUACAAGAUGCGACUCCACUGUACUCCCUGAAACACAGCGUCUUUCCCUUAACCAUGUGUCUUUUGACCCUUCCCUCGAGAGGGGCGCAGAGACUUCUCCGAGAGAUCAGAUGUUGGUGUGGCCAAAGUGCUAUUGGUGCAGAAGUCUCAGUGUUAAGAUAAAGAUGUCGUUUGGUUUCUAGAACUAUUUCUGAAAAUGCAGACUGACCCAAAUGGCCAGGAAGGCUUUUCUCCCAAAGGCCACGUUUAAAGCACUAGAGGAGUGCAAGAGAGGUGUAAUUCCUGUAUGUAAAACGAAUGAGUGGCACCAACUAGAGUCUGGUAGUGAGCAGACGUUCCCCCAUGCCUGUCCCACUCACGAUCUUUGCUAGCUGUUGCCUGCCAGUACAGCCUCUCUCUAUUCUGGUACUGAUUCUCUGUAUAAUACAAGCGGUGGCCCCUACCCUGCUUGGAGCCCUCCUUAAUUGUUUCAGGAUAGUGGGUUUUCUUGGAGCAGAGGUGACACUGAUUUCAGCCAGCUACUGCAUGUUUCCACCCCCUGUGUCAAUAGAGCUGACCAUUGCUGUUGUUCCUAUCCUGGGUCUCCCUUGAACUGGUUGUGUAGUAGCUGUCACGCUGCAGUGGACCGCUGGCCUGUCAAGAAGGCUAGUCUGAUACAGGCAAUAAGUAGCCAAUACAUGAAUCCUUCCCUGUGCUGCACCUAAUGGAUUAAGCAUUUUGUAUGGUAGGAAAGGAGUAGAGACCAACUCCACUGCUGUGUGACCUGUAGUGCUCAGUUUGUCUGGUUUACCCUGAAGAACUAAAAAUCCUAUUGAAUGGUGAUGAUUAGCUUGUUAAUGUUCCUAAAGUGCUUUGAAGAUGAAAAACAUGAAGUGUUGCUGGUAAUAAAAUUAAUAUUGGGCCUCUUUGAAAUCCAGCUGCAGUAGCUGAGCCUGGCUGCUGCAGCUGCGAAUUAUACAAGCCAAAGGCUCUUAUUUGUUCUCAAUUUACCUGCUAUUAACUUUACUGAGUAACUCCCUUGCAGACAAAAAGCAUAAAAAGGCUUGCAGAUAAAUCUGAGGACUAGCUGGAGAAUAGCAAACUCCUAUUGUGCAUGACUUAAAACAGACUUAAAAUGAGGAAGGAAGAUGUGCAUUGAUCUUCAGAGCCCCUUUCUGCCCUGAUGUUCCUUGUCUUAAACUGUAUUUGUGCCUUAGGCUGGUCUUGUCUGUGUUUUGUUUUUAUUUUUAUUUUUAUUUUUCCCCCUGCUGUUUGCUCAGGGUAGGCUGAGUUUCUUUAUUGGGAAGCCUUAUUUCCCUUAAGGGUGCAGACAGGCCCAGACGGAUUAGGUUCUGCUGUAGUAAAAGCUGCCAAUCAUGGUGAGCAAAGCUAGAAAUAUCAAAGUGAGGGAAACUGGGCAUCAAGAGGGAAAUGCAGCAAAUUCCUGUACUAGCAGAAGUUUCUGAAAUAAAAGGCUUUUUGAACAUG